Molecule: messenger RNA, 2736 nt
Organism: Gasterosteus aculeatus aculeatus (three-spined stickleback)
Lineage: Eukaryota; Metazoa; Chordata; Actinopteri; Perciformes; Gasterosteidae
Product: coactosin-like protein
Biological process (GO): regulation of actin filament polymerization
Cellular component (GO): cortical actin cytoskeleton; actin filament; site of polarized growth
Molecular function (GO): actin filament binding
Source: RefSeq, a predicted model, not a curated record
GAGCGUUGCGUCUGCCUUAAAGGCGGCCUCACUGCGUCCAUCAUCCACAAGUAGAAGGUGAACCCAUCGGUCUGAUCGGCCCAGCAGAGCAGCAGAGCAGCCGGUGCCGGUGCGGAGGUCGUGUGAUUUUUUUUUUUGGGAGCGAAGCUCUGCAGCGAGACCCGCGGACCCCCCGAUGCGCAUCGCCCGCCCGUGAGAGCUUCUCCUUGACGCGGUGCCAGCAGCGCUCUCCGGGUUCGGACCGACACGACGGCGACUUCCACUCUUCCCACUUCUCUCUGAGGGGGAACAUGGCGACCCAAAUCGACAAAGAGGCUUGCAGAGACGCUUACAACCAAGUCAGAGACGACAACACGGACGUGAACUGGGCCGCGUUCAAAUACGAGGGCGCCAUGAUCCUGCCCGCAGGGACCGGGGCGGACUACGAGGACUUUAAGAGCAUGUGCACAGAUGACGCCCGCCUGUUUGCCUUCGUGCGGAUCACGAUGGGGGACGCCAUGAGCAAACGGGCCAAGUUCACCCUGAUCACCUGGAUCGGCGAGAACAUCAGCGGGCUGCAGCGCGCCAAGAUCAGCACCGACAAGGCGCUGGUCAAAGAGAUCGUGCAGAACUUUGCCAAGGAGUUCAUGUUCAGCGACCCGAGGGAACUGGACGCGGACAACAUCCGCACAGAGCUGAAGAAGGCCGGCGGAGCCAAAUACGACGCACAGGCCGAGUAGAGCAGUGCCGUGGUCCACUGGACGGGUGGGGAGGGGGGGUGGGGUCAGGGAGGGGUGUGCCGCUGAGGGUGGAGGUUGGAGGUUGGGCAGAGGGCGAGGGCGGGGGGAAGGCUUUACGAAAAGGGAAAUGCCCGCGCAAACAAAUGUGAGUUGCAGCAGGACCAGCGUAAAUCUAAUGCGACCCAACGCUGAACACCGGCUUAAUAGAAAACUGUAGUUCCCUUAUUUUUACCAUUAACAGCUUCAGUAAGACAGGCGACAGCGCAUUUUCCUCAAAGUCCGGGUCUCGGUGGCCCGAGGCUUGUCCAAAUGACACCAACAUAUGAAAGGUGUGAAUGAAUUGGCCAUCUCGUCCAGCUUACAGAGUCGUGUCGUUGCACAAAUAGAGACUCCACUGAACGCGUUCCGUACAGCAUGAUUAGUUUAUUUGCAGUGCAAAUGCUCCGAAACAUUAACCCUCAUUGGUAAAUACAACUCAGAGGCUUAUUCAUGCAUUAAUGCUAACGUUUUACCCGUACAAUAUGUGUUACCCCGGUGUGUGAAUCCCCUAACGUGAGAAGAUAAACAGCACUUUCUUGUCUUUGAGCGGAAUAACAACAUUAGCUUAGCAUAAUGGAACAAGGAACGGCUGUCCGGCGCUGACUACCAGCACUUCUGAAGCUAAUGAACAAACUUUCUGUCCCGUUCCAAAACCAGCGGCGCUGCUAACUGCAUUUCUAGACUGGACCAAUCAAACAAAGAGGCCCCGUAAAUUAAACCGCAUUCAAGGCGCUGGUAUGAUUCUAGUUGUUUUUCUCCCAUUUUCCCCCCUAUGUUAAGUCUCGGUACUGAGCUAAGCUAACUGGCUGCUAGCCGUAGCGUCAGAUAGGCGAGUGAGGGGGGGUCUACCUUCCUUCCUCGCCACUCGCGGCCCGUGCCCUCUUCCCCAGGAGGUCCGUGGUUGGCCAUCGCGCUCCUCCUCAUCUCAGCCGGGCGACGGGGGGGAAGUUUCCACGUGACGGGGACCAAACUUUUAGGAAGCUCUUUGUGUUUGACAGCGGAGCUCUCGGUCGCGACACACUGUACCUCCGGCAGGAGAAGAUCUCCGCUCUCUAACCAUGUGCUUGAUGCUUUGUGGCUGCUGUGAGUAACGCCGAGUCAUGUCGUCCACGUUUAGCUCCUCGUCUGCAGCCAGACUGCUGUGUUUUUGGAUUGUAGCCUCAAAGUUGACCGUUGCGGACUGCAACUCACCCGUCUGUCUUCAUACUUGUGCUUUGUGCUGUGAAUCCCUGCUUAUAUUUAGUCCAAAUGUGGCUUUUCUUCGUGAAUGAUCAAUUCUGGACCUGAUUGCAUUGCUCUUUACUUUCCCCCUCCGCUUUUUGUUGGGCGUGAUCAAUGGAAGCCGUGGCAGAAUCAGAGCACGCGAUCUAACGGCAGGCUUUCCGCCUGUAGAUAUUAAGCCACAAGAACACCGACGAACAGCUGAUAAAUUGUCCACGGCAGCAGUUAUUGUCAAAUAUUGAAUGUUUUCCCCCCGAAAUUCAAAAAAAAUUUCCCCCCCCCCCCCCCCCCCUCCCCCCGGGCCGGAGAUCUUUCCCUCUGGUGAUUCAUCUCACAAUCUACCGCUCGGAGGUCCACGCCUCCUGUAACCCGCUGUGUUUGACUGCCUUAGCCUCCCGGGGAGAGAGGGGCAUCAUGGGAGCUGGUGAACACUACACUGUGAUUGGCUGUCAUGCUCGCAUUGGCAGCGGGACGCGGUGAAGAGCCAUUUUCCCCGUUGUAGCAUCUCUUGUUUAUUUGGUUUCGAGUCCUCUCUCUCCUCCCCCGUCCCUUCAAAAUAAAUCAAUGGAUGUUUUUCUUGUACCUUUUUUUUCUUUUUUUGUUUGUUAUUUUUAGAUCAAGUUUAUUUUCUCCGAAGAGUCUUACCUUUUUUUUUAUUUCAUUUUUAAGAGCAUUGUUGUUGCUCAUUGGCAGAAGAGAUUUUCAAAAAAACGAAAUUAUGGUUGGAAAAAAAAAAAAGAGGAAGAAAGAAAACUGA